Cercopithifilaria johnstoni is the source of this 483-nucleotide messenger RNA. NCBI's taxonomy places the organism in Eukaryota, Metazoa, Nematoda, Chromadorea, Rhabditida, Onchocercidae. The record is from the annotation of a GenBank genome assembly.
AUGAAUAAAAAUUCCUGCAAAUUACUAUUAAAUUUGGCUUGCUUUUUUUGCUUACUGAUACGAUCAGUGAUAAUGCAACAGCAGAAUUUACCACUUUUCAUCACAUUAUUCCCGCAAUGGGUAUGGAUGCUUGAACGGCAACCAGUAUUGGAAUGUUUUACCAACGGUUUACGACUAUAUUUCCAACCGGAAGCAGAAUUUAAUGGACAUGUUUAUGUGAGGGGAUUCUUUAUGAGUGAAAACUGUCAUUUAGAUUACACGCGAAAUCCAACUGCCAACCCAUUUUACUUUGAAAUUUUCUACAAUGGUCCUUGUGAUGUGAAAUGUGAAACACAGGAAAAACCACAAGGUAAAAAGUAUAGUAUAAUUGUUAUCGUUCAACACCACUAUUUAUUUCUAACACAAAUGGAUAGAGCAUAUGAUGUCAACUGCUUCUAUCAGAUAAGCGAUAAUUUAGCUCAUGAAGUGGCAAUUAAUGGGUAA